Messenger RNA from Micropterus dolomieu (smallmouth bass), 4944 nucleotides. It is a transcript of the gene xylt2, whose product is annotated as xylosyltransferase II. Bases 22 to 2664 code for a protein of 880 amino acids. Gene Ontology annotation, molecular function: protein xylosyltransferase activity. Gene Ontology annotation, biological process: chondroitin sulfate proteoglycan biosynthetic process; heparan sulfate proteoglycan biosynthetic process. The record is from RefSeq and is a predicted model, not a curated record. NCBI's taxonomy places the organism in Eukaryota, Metazoa, Chordata, Actinopteri, Centrarchiformes, Centrarchidae. The transcript is spliced from 11 exons. Gene Ontology annotation, cellular component: membrane.
CAGUCGACCAGAGUCGGAAAAAUGGUGGCCAGCGCUCGAGUGCAGAAGCUCCUCCGACGAUAUAAACUAGCGAUUGCCGCCGCGUUAACUAUCCUCCUGAUCCAAGGGCUUGUGGUAUGGAGUCUGAGAAGUCUGGAAGAGGGCGAGGCAGAGAGAAAAACACGUCGGUCUAAGCUGCCUGACCACAACAGCCAGGAUCCCAAGAGAGAUGCUACACAUUGGGAGAAGCACAAUUCUUUGUCUGGGAGGAACAAGGGCAGAUGGAGUGGCAAGUUGGAGAGGACGGGGGGCACCGCCGCCAGUGCGCUGAGGAGAGGGAUGAGCCGCAAAGGAGAAAAGCCCAGCAUCAGGCUGAAGUCUCCCCAGCAGCAGGGUGUGGCUGGAGCUGGAUCGGAUGUUGUUGUCCUCCAUGAUCUGUCCAGCAGCCGUAACUUCAGCGAGACCCGGGGUGCCCCAGACGGGGCAGCCAAGUUACCUGUUGCUGCUGUCAUACAGGGGGAGCCGGGCAGUGUGGAUGGGGCGCACCAAGCCCCAAGCAGUGACUUUGUGCCUAAAUGUGAUAUCAUAGGCAAGGACGCGCUGUCCGCCCUUCAUCGCGCCGGGUCGCAGCAGUGUCGACAGGAGAUCGCCAACAUCGUGUGUCAGCAUCAGGCCGGGGAGCUCAUGCCAGACGCACUUCCUCAGUAUUGCCCCCAGCUCGGUGUAUCAAAUCAAGCCCAAGCCAUUGAGGACCUGGACAACAACCUGUCUGAAGUGGAGAACCCUGUCAGAGUGGUGUUCGUUCUGAUGGUCCACGGCCGUGCUGUACGGCAGCUCAAGCGCCUCAUCAAAGCCAUAUACCACCGCGACCACUACUACUACAUCCAUGUGGACAAGCGGUCCAGCUACAUGCAUCGGGAGGUCCUGCAGAUAGCCCAGCAGUACCCAAACAUACGAGCCACGCCCUGGCGAAUGGUCACCAUCUGGGGUGGUGCCAGCCUGCUGAAGGCCUAUCUACACAGCAUGCAGGACCUGCUCUCCAUGCUGGACUGGAAAUGGGAUUUUUUCAUCAACCUCAGUGCUACAGAUUUCCCCACCAGGACCAAUGAUGAACUGGUGGCGUUCCUGUCACAACAAAGAGACAAGAACUUCCUCAAGUCCCACGGGAGAGAAAAUGCCCGGUUUAUUAAGAAGCAGGGCCUUGACCGUCUCUUCCAUGAGUGCGACAACCACAUGUGGCGCCUCGGCGAACGCAGCAUCCCGGAAGGCCUGGAGGUCUCUGGCGGCUCCGAUUGGUUUGCGCUCACCCGCCGCUUUGUGGAGUACGUCAUCAACUCCCAGGAUGACCUGGUGUCGGGGCUGAAGCAGUUCUAUUCCUACGCCCUGCUCCCUGCUGAGUCCUUCUUCCACACAGUGCUCGGGAACAGUCACAUGUGCAACACUUUGGUGGACAACAACCUGCGUGUCACUAACUGGAACCGUAAGCUGGGCUGUAAAUGCCAGUACAAGCACAUUGUCGACUGGUGUGGCUGCUCUCCCAAUGAUUUCAAACCACAAGACCUCAUUCGGAUCCAGCAAUUGACCCGUCCAACGUUCUUUGCCCGCAAGUUUGAGUCAUCAGUCAACCAGGAGGCCAUAGAUAUCCUGGACACACACCUGUAUGGCCAGUACGCUCCGGGCACCGUUGCCAUCAAGGCGUACUGGGAGAAUCUGUUUGAGCAGUCUGAUGGCGUGGGCUCACUCAGUGACGUUGCUCUUACUGCUUACGCCUCUUUCUUUCGCCUGGGCCUCAAGAAUCUGGUGACUACUCAGAGCAACAUGGAGGCUUGCAGGUUUGAACCAGUAGGCUACCCUGUAUCUGUACACUUGUACUUUUAUGACGACCGUUUCCAAGGAUACCUGGUGCGGCAGGAGGUCCUGGCUGUGGGUUCAAACGUCAGGGAGACCCUGGAGAUGUGGGCAGUUCCCCAAGCCACGCUUGUCCUCGAGUCAAACUUUAAAGAGUUUGAAAGGCUCAAGAAUCUUGAAAUCGGCACAGAGUGGGAUCCAAAAGAAAGAAUCUUUCGUAACUUUGGUGGGGUGAUCGGCCCUUUGAAUGAACCGCUGGCCGUCCAGAAGUGGGCACGUGGUCCCAACCUCACAGCCACUGUUGUAUGGAUCGACCCAGCUCUGGUGGUGGCUGCAUCUUAUGACAUUACCGUGGACGUAGAUGCAGAGUACACCCAGUACAAACCCCCGCUGCAGCGUCCUCUGCGGCCAGGUACCUGGACGGUACGGGUGUUAAAACAGUGGGAGCGUGUGGCGGAAGUUCGCUUCCUUGUCAUACCCUUGACCUUCAAAGAUAAAGAGCCACUACGCAAAGAAGAGGACGGCUGGCUCCAUGCAGGUCCUCCAGGUAACCUUUACCUGGAGCAGAACUUCCAGCAGCUGAACUCUGUGCUGAAGCUGCCUCCCCAGGAGCCUGCCAUGCAGGAGGCCCAGCGUAAAGCCCAGCUGGUGGGUCAGCCCCUUGAUGAGUGGGUGGACAGCAGCAUAGGGACCUUCUGGGUUACAGGCGACAUGUGCGCCACACAGACUUCCUCUUGCCCAGCCAUGGGACCUUGCUCCAAGACCUCCUGGAGCUCUCUGUCCCUAGACCCCAAGUCCGAAUUGACCCCAGUCAAAAGCGAUGGGCGGAUCAGGUAGCCCAAAGAGAGGAGAGACUGUAGACUUCAGCACAUACACAGGAAGAGUGAAGGGAAGCUUGGCCCGCACUGGAGAGCUCCAAGAGAACCUGUGUGAAUCCAAAUGUCGUCUGAGGUUGACUCAGAGCUCAAGGGCACAUAAACAACAAGACAUCUACCCGAGGAGGAGUCAAGACAUUCUCUGUUAUAAGUGGUAAUACAGACUUAAAAGAGGAGGAGAUGACUGCUGGAAAUUUUGCACAUAGAAGGUUGGAAGCGAAAAGACUUGUGUCAUUGUUUUCUGAAUGGUUAGACCGAAGCUACUUGUAUUGUGUUAUUUUGCUGGCACACAGGCUUUCGGUCUGGGUUUGUCUGGGUCAGACUUUAAAAAGAGCCCUCUGUGCAUGUUUGAAAACUGACUGGGGGCACAGUUUUCAACUUUCCUCUGCUUUUGAAAGAAUCGGGAAGCAGUUGUCAAAACUGUGUUCAAUCUUCAUUUCAAGGGAGAGUGGAACCUCUGAAUCAUAUUAUCAUGCUUGUUUUGAAGCAUUGUUAUGUAUGCAUAAUGGAACAGACAGAUGAAGUGCACUUUACUGUAAGACUGUAAUGUUACACAGAGGUCACUUGGUUAUAGUGUGGAAAAGUUAAAAAGUUGUGAUGAGGUCACAUCACUUGUCUUUUCAUUUUACAAGAGACUCUAAGGCAACUAAUUGCACUGUCACUCCCCUGCACAGACACAUCACUAAAUACUAUAACCUGUAUUAGGAACAAAAUAAGGAAACAAGAGUGAGGGUUCUUAUGUUUAGAGUCUUGUUUCAUUUUUAGUUGUGUUUACUGUGGUAAAUCAUGUGAUUUUCUUUUUUUAAAAUGUAUUCGUUUUGUCUGUUGGUUCCCUGAACUGGUUGUAAACUUGUCUUUGAUGUCCAUUGUUGCAACCGCAAAAAAAAGCCACUCUUGAGUUGUUUUUCUGGUCAAAGGAAGUGCCUAGACAGCUGCAGCAUCAAGGCAUUCAAAAUUCCUCUGAAAUAGAAGACAAAACAAUCUCAACUCAAAACAUCCAGCUACAGACAACUGAGGACCUGCCGAUGAAGACCAUUCAUAUAGUGGAAACCCUCAGAAAAGGUUUCAGUGGGCCUUUAAGUUGAGAUUGUUUUGUUGGCUGUUUCUAAGGUUAAGAAUGAACCGUCAAGCUGAAAAAUGAAUUUUUGGCUCUAGAAAGCCAAAUUAGCACAGGGAAGAAAAAACUUUAAAGGAAUAGUUUUGUGAAACGUUUAUUUGCUUUCUUUGCGAGAGAGAGUUAAAUGAGACGAUUGAUACUACUCUCAUGUUUGCAUGUUAAAUACGAAGCUUAAGCCGCUGUUUUACAGAUAGUUGGCUACUUCUUGGGCGGGACCAUGUUUUUAUUUGGAGGUACUAUACAUUCAGGUUCUAAUGAAGUGAGGCUGCCCAUACAAUCUUUAAAGUGGUAUCAAUCUUCUUUCUAACUCUUGACAAGACAGAGAAUAAGGGUUGCCUAUUCCCUAGAAUGACGAACUUUUCUUUUAAAUGCAUAUUGGAUAUAUGGUUAGACAAAGGCUAUAGCAUGUCAUACCUCCUGUGUAUCAGUUAAUAUGCAGUAUUGUGUGCUCUGGUUGCCUCACAGAUUGGUUGGUCACAUUUAAUUUCAAAGUCCACCAACCAAAACUGGUAAACAGUAACGUUACACUGUGUUUUUAUUUUAGCGGGAUCAGGAGAGUUUAAGCUGCCUUUACUUAGUUGAAAAGAGGAGUUGUUUACCACGGGAUAGUAGCUUCCAGAGAUGUGCAAUGAAUGCCUUUUCAGAAGGAUAGUGAAGCUCCCUGACUUUGUCUUAGUUUUAAUUUUUUACCUAGUUUUAUGUGACCUUCUUAUUUUCUUAAAUAGCCUAAUAGUUGGCCACUAUAUGAGUGUUCAAGUGACCUUGUUUACCUUGCACAGCACAGUUGCUUCAGUGAAGCAAAGCAGAGUAAUCGGUGCAACAGAUGUUAUUUUUCUAAACUGUUUGAGAGAAAACGUGUAUGUCAUAUCCAGUGCUCUGUUAAAGUAUUCAUGCCAGCUGUCUACUUGUGUUGUAUUUUGACAGUCCCAUCCAUUCACUGUUGUUUGAAGCAGACCUUCUGUUUUUUUGGAGGGUGUGGGGGUUGAGAUUAAGGUCUCCGUCCAUACUGCAGUCCUGUUGGUGAGUCAUCUUGGUCUCUGUGGAUCUGAUCUGAGGACUUGCCUUCCACUGUAUGCGAAAGCUCAUAAGAUCCUGACUCAAUAAAAACAAAACGUGUCAAUUUAA